Messenger RNA from Monopterus albus (swamp eel), 3209 nucleotides. It is a transcript of the gene rapgef3, whose product is annotated as Rap guanine nucleotide exchange factor (GEF) 3. Gene Ontology annotation, cellular component: plasma membrane. Gene Ontology annotation, biological process: Ras protein signal transduction. Gene Ontology annotation, molecular function: guanyl-nucleotide exchange factor activity. The record is from RefSeq and is a predicted model, not a curated record. Lineage: Eukaryota; Metazoa; Chordata; Actinopteri; Synbranchiformes; Synbranchidae. The transcript has 27 exons. Bases 392 to 2992 code for a protein of 866 amino acids.
AUUCUAUGAAUCAAGGCGGUAAAACGCCAGAGGAGGCCGACUCCCCUAGGAUUCUGUGUAGUUCCUUGUCAAAGCCACAGAGCGCACACACACAACUCAGCAACAAAGUGCGCCUGUGCCGGGAUGGGGAUGUCUGACCAUUACGCAGCUCGUUCUCGGUGAGGCAGACGCGUCCGGUGAGGUUUGGGUUUGGAUGCAGGAGCGACUUAACAGAAUCCUACCUGGAUUUAUGCGACAAAAUGUGAGCUGUGGCUGUCGCAGUGUCGUCGGUGUGCAGUAACGAAGGGGUGACGGGUCGACUGCGCCGUGAGUAAUGUCAGGAGGUGCAGAGUCCGUGCGCAGAUAUUCUGACUGGGAAAGUUACGCGUCGAUUGUUUUGAUCUGAGUCAAGAUGCAUCUGUUUCGGAGUCAUCAUUACCAAGUGUUCCGGGACCGCUACUCAGGGGAAACGCCGACUAUACGGGGCAUCAGCUGGACUCCACUGCCAGAGACCCUGGAUUCAAAGGACACUAUGAAGCAGUUUCUUUCAGAUCGCAUUGUGAAGGCAGCGAGAUCAGUGUAUAGUGUUAUGAUUGAGAGGAACCCUGGUCUGAUCCGAGACAGAAAGUAUCACCUCAAAACGUACAGGCAGUGUUGUUCUGGUAAAGAACUUGUUGACUGGCUGAUGAAACAAAAUGAAUGCCUCCAAUCAAGAAGCCAGGCAGUUGGGAUGUGGCAGGUCUUGGUGGAUGAAGGAAUCCUUGUUCAUGUGAAACAUGAGUUGAACUUCCAUGACAAAGACACCCAGUUCUACCGCUUCCAGAACUCUGCGUUUGGCCUCAACCACAUAGCAAAUGAGAAGGACUCAGAGGACGAGCUGCAGGAAGGACUAUCACUGCUGUCUCAGCUGGGUCCCGAUGCUCUGCUCACUAUGAUUCUACGUAAAUGCCCCAGUCAGAGGAGCUCUGAGGACCUGGAGGUCAUCUACGAGGAGCUGCUCCAUGUCAAGGCUGCUGCUCAUCUCUCCACCUCAGUGCGUAAGGAGCUGGCAGCAGUGCUGGUCUUUGAAUCACAUGCCAAGGCUGGAACUGUGUUGUUCAGUCAGGGGGACAAAGGCACCUCCUGGUACAUCAUCUGGAAAGGCUCCGUCAAUGUGAUCACACAUGGGAAGGGGCUGGUGACUACACUACAUGAGGGUGAGGACUUUGGGCAGCUAGCGCUGCUGAAUGAUGCCCCUCGUGCCGCCACCAUCAUCCUGAGAGAAGACAACUGCCAUUUUCUCCGUGUUGAUAAACAGGAUUUUAUACGCAUCCUCAAGGAUGUGGAGGCUAACACCGUGCGCCUGGAGGAACAUGGAAAAACAGUGCUGGUGCUGGAGAAGAGCGCUGACUCAGCCGAGCAGGGGGGCGCGGGAAACAGCAGCAAAUACACAGUGAUGUCAGGAACGCCCGAGAAAAUCCUUGAACACCUUCUGGAUACAGUAAAGUUGGACUCUAAUGGAAAUGAUGCUAUAGAUCCGUGUAUGAGCGACUUUCUGCUCACCCAUAAGGUCUUCAUGCCCUCCAGCCAGCUGUGUGCUGCACUACAGCACCACUACCAGGCAGAGCUCUCUGAGGGUUCAGAUCAGGAGAAGGCAGCCUACAGUCUGAGCACCAAGCAGAAGGUAGUGAAGCUGAUUGGCCAGUGGGUGGCACUGUAUGGCCUUCUGCUGAAAGAAGACCCUAUUGCUUUGGACUUUUUGGAGAGGAUGAAGAGAGACGUUGCAGUGGAUUUCCGUCUGUUCAGCCAAAAAAAAAUAUUAUUAUUGUGGCUGGAGAACGGAUAUCAGUCAGUGAGCAGGAACCAGCAAUUCGAUUGGUUUUCAAACUGUGAGGAGCCAGUGGGGAGGUUACAGCCAUUCAGAGCACAGGAUAAAGUGUUAUAUGAGAUAUACAGUCCAGACAGCAAACCCCUCACUCUGAUGCUCCCUGUGAACUCAUCUGUACAGGAUGUGAUGUCAGCAAUAGUUAAAACUGGCAGAGAUCACAUCCUGGUUAAAAUCAACUCUGCUGGAGAAAGAGCUCAGUUAAAGCUGGAUGGUACUGCAGUGUACACCGCCUUGGGACUGAAUGAGAGGCUGUUCAUCUGCACAAGCAGCCAAAUCGAACAACUGAUGCCUCUGAAGGAGCAGCAGGGUCCAGAGCAAGGAACAGCGGACGUCCUUGAACAGAUGGGCUCUAAAGAAAUCGCCAAUGAACUCACUAAUUAUGACUGGGAACUGUUCACUGCUAUGCAUGAGGUGGAGCUCAUCUACUACAUAUUUGGGCGGCAUAAAUUCCCAGGUGCCAUCACAGCUAACUUGGAGCGGUUUGUCCGUCACUUCAAUGAGGUGCAGUUCUGGGUGGUGACUGAGCUGUGCCUCUGUGAGGACUUGGUGAAACGAGCAGUUCUGCUAAAGAAGUUCAUCAAGAUUGCUGCAGUGUUAAAGGAGCAGAAGAAUCUCAAUUCAUUCUUCGCUGUAAUAUUUGGUUUGAGCAACAGUGCAGCACAGAGGCUGUACAAGACCUGGGAGAGAAUACCCAGCAAAACAAAAAGAAUUUACUGUGCUUAUGAGAGGCUGAUGGAUCCUUCACGCAACCACAGGGCCUACAGACUGGCUGUGGCCAAACUCAGUCCUCCUUACAUCCCCUUCAUGCCUCUGCUGCUCAAAGACAUGACAUUUAUCCAUGAAGGAAACCCAAGCUAUUUAGACAAAUUGGUCAACUUUGAGAAAAUGCGCAUGAUUGCCAAGACAGUGAAAAUGGUUCGAGAGUGCAGAAGCCAGCCGUACAUGUCUUCAUCUCCACAGAGGGGCCUGGCAGACCGGAUGUUUCUGGAAGGGCCUGCUACUCGCUUGUCUACAUACUCCGACCACGCCCUCCCCCUGCGGAGUCCCCUGCGGAGUCCCGGCAGCGUCCAGCGCUACAUUCAGAACCUGAAGGUGAUUGACAACCAGCGCAAACUAACACAGCUUUCAAGAACAAUAGAACAAUAGGAUGUCAACCUGCAAAUGUGCAAAGACUGUGGAACUAUAGUACAAAUCUACACCGGAACACACAGGUUGUAGCUGAAUGAACAAAACUUCCACGUUUGUCUGAAAAGAUGGACCUGUGGUGUUGUUGCCAGAAUCACUGAGUGCCAUGAAUAUUCAUUCUAAUUAAAGAAGACUUUACAUUCAUGGAGAAGAGAGUUAAUAUUGCAUUGUGCACAGU